This is a messenger RNA of Trachymyrmex cornetzi, 489 nucleotides long. Its product is annotated as neuropeptide CCHamide-2 receptor. The transcript is spliced from 3 exons. Bases 1 to 489 code for a protein of 162 amino acids. Gene Ontology annotation, molecular function: neuropeptide receptor activity. Gene Ontology annotation, biological process: G protein-coupled receptor signaling pathway. Gene Ontology annotation, cellular component: plasma membrane. The record is from RefSeq and is a predicted model, not a curated record. Lineage: Eukaryota; Metazoa; Arthropoda; Insecta; Hymenoptera; Formicidae.
AUGCCCGCCGUGCUCUUCUCCGAAGUAACGUCUGUACCUGUAUUAGGAAAUCGUAGCAUUUUAAUCUGCAAUCCUUUCCCUAAAGAAUUUGGAGAAAUUUAUCGAAAGGGUAUGGUAAUGUUCAAAUUUUUAGCAUAUUACUUGAUACCAUUGUGCGUAAUAGCUAUUUUCUAUUUGAGCAUGACAUGGCAUCUAACAUUGUCAACUAGAAAUAUGCCAUGCGAACUUCCCGGUUCUGAUCUUCACGAACAGAUAAAGGCGCGCAAAAGGGUGGGCAAAAUGGUAGUGUGUUUUAUAAUAAUUUUUGUGAUUUGUUUUCUACCAUAUCACAUAUAUGUGCUCUGGUUCCAUUUUAAUCCAACGGCCAUGGACGAUUUUAAUUCUUACUGGAACGCCUUUAGGGUAUUUGGUUUCUGCCUCAGUUUCAUCAAUAGCUGUGUUAAUCCCAUUGCUCUUUACUUAAUUAGCCGCACGUUUCGUCAAAAGUAA